CCGGUACCUUCACUUUCUCCCAUAUAAAAGGGUCUCGUAGUUCAAAUUGUAGCCCAAAUUCCACCGCCCAGCCGAGCCCUCUGUAUCUCACAGUCGCGUACAUGAAUUCAUGGCAUGUCUUUCUUCUAUUGCAAGAGGGCUCUCCAGAAACUCUCCAUUGCCAUUUCGUCAACUCCUUCAGCUCAUCAAUUUCCAAAUUCCCGAUUCGCCCUUUCAGGCAUUUCAUCAAACACUUCACCUGCCUUCUCAGUCCGCUCGUCAAUUCUCAGCACUUCCAUUCUGUUCUCAAAAAGUUGCCCACCCAUUUCACUUUGACACAGUAAGAUUCCAAAACCAUCGCCCAAACGAUGCGCGAAGUGCCCAAUUCGUCGAAUUGCUUAAACGGGCUGCCCGUUUGCCCUCGGAAGUGGAGGCUAUUGCUGCGUUGGGCGAGUUUGAUGUCCAGGCAGAUCCGAAUUUGGUGUACUCCGCAAUUUGGGUGUUGAGGGAUGAUUGGAAAUCGUCAUUUCUAGCCUUCAAAUGGGGUGAGAAGUGGGGAUCUAUUGACGAAGAAAUUUGUAAUUUGAUGAUAUGGGUGUUGGGCAAUCAUAAGAAAUUCAGUACUGCUUGGUGUUUGAUUAGAGAAUUUCAUGGAUCCUUGUUGAAUUCGAGGCAAGCGAUGCUUGUCAUGAUUGAUAGGUAUGCACACGCAAAUGAGGCAAGUAAGGCCAUUAAGACAUUCCACAUGAUGGAGAAGUUCAGAUUGACUCCGGAUCAAGAGGCUUUUCAUGCCCUCCUCAAUUCUCUCUGUAAAUAUGGGAACAUCGAAGAGGCUGAAGAGUUUAUGCUUGUAAACAAGAAGCUUUUUCCUUUGGAAACAGAAAGCUUCAACAUUAUUCUCAAUGGCUGGUGCAAUGUAUCUGUUGAUGUGUUUGAAGCGAAGAGAAUUUGGAGAGAAAUGUCUAAAUGUUGUAUUUUGCCGGAUUCAACUUCUUACACCCUCAUGAUUUCCUGUUUUUCGAGGACCGGGAACCUUUUCGACUCGCUUAGACUCUAUGAUGAGAUGAAGAAAAGGGAUUGGAUUCCAAGCCUUGAAGUCUAUAAUUCUUUAGCUUAUGUGUUGACCCGGGAGAAUUGUUUCAGUGAAGCUCUCAAAAUCCUUGAGAAAAUAAAAGAAGUAGGCUUACAGCCCGACUGCACGACAUACAACUCGCUUAUACGUCCUCUGUGUGAGGUCGGAAAGCUGGAUGAAGCAAAAGAUGUACUGACCAAGAUGACUGACGACAAUAUCAGCCCGACGAUCGAAACCUACCAUUCUUUUAUUCAAGGAGCAGAUUCUGAAACGAGCUUUGAACUUCUUAAGCAGAUGAGACAAAAUGGUUUAGGUCCUACAGAGGCUACCUUUGUUAUAAUGUUUAACAAGUCAUUUGAACUUGAACAACCGGAUUAUGCGUUGAAAGCGUGGGCAGAAAUGAAGCGGUACGAGAUAUCACCUAACUCCGAACAUUACGCAGUCUUGGUACAAGGCUUAGCAACAUAUGGUCUGUUAAAACAGGCCAGAGAAUUAUAUGACCAAAUGACAUCACAUGGAUAUAUCUUACAUCCAAAGAUUAAAAUGCUCGUGAAGGAACCCGAGUUACGUAGCAUCGAAGAAGCAACGCAGCAAGUGAGACAUAACAAGAAGGGCAAGUUUUUUCAUAGAAAAGGGAGCAUGAUGAGAUGGAAAUCACAUAAACAACAAUCUCGAGACGACGCAUCGUUUGAGUAGGAAUAAGAAUUCAUUGUGAAAGCUACUGAAAAAGCAUUCAUUCCUUCCCAUUGGCGCAAAGCUCGAAGAGAACACACGCAUGGGCUAGUAACAAGAACAAUACGACACCGUUUUCUUUUUUCUCAUUUGAAGGCAUAGGCAGGCUGUUUGGUGGUUGGAUGACGAGAAAGGUUAAUUCCCGGUAGCCCUUUAUGUAGCUUCCUUUGUUGGAAUUGGCCAUUACAAAAGGUCCUAAACUCACUUGAAGGACUACCUUUUCAAGCAUGGAUAAUGUUUCAAGGAAAGAGAAUUUAGAGAAUAUUUUGAGUUCCUAUAAAUUAAAGUUAAAAAGCUUUUGUUUUUCCUUGGAUUGUAUGGAUGGAAAAACCUUCUAUUUCCGUCAAAUGACCCGGCCUCCCCGGACUCUUCCACCGUCCAGGCUACCUUUCCUGUCUAUGCUAUGUUCCUCGGCGCAAGCUAACCACGCUUCGCGCCUGCGAUGUUUUCGUAUUUUGUUUCCUAGUUUUCA
Molecule: messenger RNA, 2255 nt
Organism: Cucurbita pepo subsp. pepo (vegetable marrow)
Lineage: Eukaryota; Viridiplantae; Streptophyta; Magnoliopsida; Cucurbitales; Cucurbitaceae
Product: Tetratricopeptide repeat (TPR)-like superfamily protein
Molecular function (GO): protein binding; mRNA binding
Source: RefSeq, a predicted model, not a curated record